AUGGCACGUCGAGACAGUGCAACCGCUCGGAAGACCUCAAGGCAGUCCCUGAAGCUGAAGCUGAAGCUGCCCCAUGAAGGGAAUCGUCCUCAAGGUAUCAGGAAGGCAGAAAAGCGAAAUCCUGUUCGACGGAGCACCCGUUUGGACCGUUUAAUCGAGGUUGUUGAGACUCAUCCAAAAACCAGCCAGCAGCCUCUACUAUCUCCAGUCAGCGACAUUAAAAGUCCAAAUCGUGCGCACCCACCAUCUACCCUUCUACCGUCGAGGCCUUCCAAGCGAAAACGAGAAACCGAACAGCAACUGAACCCGCCCUAUCCAAAACGACAGCGAACAUCUCCCAGACCCUCUGCUCAAGACGUUGAUUCAAUUACUCAUUUAUUAGCGAGAAAGAAAUCCGCCGCCUCUCUUCGCCGAAAGCGAUCGGAUAGCGAGUCCGGUGCACCCAGCUCAACUACGCCGAGUGACCAGAAGCCUAGGGAGGAGAAGAGUGCACCUUAUCAAGACCCGCGCUACAGGUCGCUUCUCGAGGCAAAAGGGAGCUUUAUGGGCAAGUAUGUUGGCCGGAAUGAAGAGGGUCCCACAGCAGAAAGUAAGAAAAAGUACAAGUCCUUGCUUGAAGCCGAGCAGGUAGUUCCCGAGUAUUCCUUAUUUCAUGAUGAUUUCUUCGAGGACACCUGCGGUAUGAUACAGGACAGAAAUGAAGCAAAGGUCAUUCAGGACAUCGCAAGACUCAUUGUCCCUUCCGCGCAAUCACUAGCGGUUCAAGGGGCGAAGCAUUUAAGGUGUCUCACUGAAAGCGUCAACGAGGGUUGGAAUAAUUCUAUUCCUGUUACUAAAACACGACCUCAACCAGACUACUCUGUGGGGUUCAAACGCUCUGCAUUUACGGAAGACCAACUCAAGAAACUUCAACCAUUUGUCGGCGACCUUACGGACAACUCCUUUUUCAUGGGUACAUGGUAUAUGUACCUCCCCUUCUUCUCGAGCGAAGUGAAGUGCGGUGCGGCCGCACUCGAUGUGGCGGAUCGACAGAACGCGCACAGUAUGACUCUCGCGGUUCGAGGAGUCGUGGAACUGUUCAGGCUCGUGAAGCGCGAGAAAGAGCUUCAUCGGAAGAUCCUCGCCUUUUCCAUCUCACACGACAACCGAUCGGCGAGGAUUUAUGGUCAUUAUCCCGUGAUUGAGGGCAAAAAGACUACGUUCUACCGUCAUGCGAUCCGUGACUUCAGCUUUACUGAAUUGGAUGGGAAGGAGAAAUAG
This is a messenger RNA of Fonsecaea erecta, 1260 nucleotides long. RefSeq lists its product as hypothetical. The coding region runs from base 1 to 1260 and encodes 419 amino acids. The transcript is spliced from 4 exons. Lineage: Eukaryota; Fungi; Ascomycota; Eurotiomycetes; Chaetothyriales; Herpotrichiellaceae. The record is from RefSeq and is a predicted model, not a curated record.